Messenger RNA from Adineta steineri, 2769 nucleotides. NCBI's taxonomy places the organism in Eukaryota, Metazoa, Rotifera, Eurotatoria, Adinetida, Adinetidae. The record is from the annotation of a GenBank genome assembly.
AUGAUGAACAUGAAUUUGCAACAUAUUCCAACAUGGUUUAAAAAUAUAAAUUUUUUUCAUGAUGAAUAUAUCGAUACUCGUAUUCCAGCUGCAUUAAUUAAUGAUGAGAAUAAAUUAUUGGAAGAAAAUGUUGAAGCAAAAAUAAAAGAAAUAACAUCGAAACAAUUAGAUAUCGAUGAAAAUAUUGAUCGUAUUCAAUUACUUGAAAAUCAUCAUAAAAUAAUUCAAGAUGAACUUCGAACUAUACAAAGGUUGUUAAUGGUACGUCGAACAGAAGAAACAACUGAACAAUCACAUAUAGAUAUUGAUCUUAAUGAAAUACAACGUCUCAAACGAUUAACAAUGAGUUUAGAUACUGAAUUGAUUCGAUUUACUAAACGAAAAAUUAAUUUCGAAAUGGAAAUACAAGAAUUAAAUAAAGAAAUAUCAACAAUUAGUAAUGAAACAUUAAUGGAAAAAGAUGCAUUAGAAAAAUUAAUUGAAUCGAUAAAGAAACAUGAUGAUGAAACAUUUUGUUUUAUAAAAUAUACACAAGAAGAUAAUAGUCGCAUAAAAGAAUUAACAAUUCAAAUGGAACGUCUUUCAGAAAAAUCAAAUAGUUUAAAACGAGUAUUAGAGGAAGAAAGAAUUGAAUAUGUUGGUCAUGAAAUUGAAUUAGAUAAAAUCGCGAAUACAUUUCGUCGUUCUCAUAAACAACGUCAACAACUUAUUCAACAAUGGGAAACAAUUCUUAUACAAAUGCAACGAAAAGAUUAUGAUAUUGAUAAAUUUUCUAUGGAACUGUUACAAAUUAAAAUUAUAUCUCGUACAAAAGAACAAGAAUUAAAUGAACAAAAAAUAUUCCACGAACGUGAACGAAAAAAUAAUAUAAUUAUGGAAAAAAUUAUUCAUUCAGCUAAACAAAAAGUUCAAAUAUUAAAAACAAAACAAAAGACAACUAUGGAUAAACAAGAAUAUUUGGAAACAGAUGUUCUAUCAUUGAAAACUGUUCUAUUCAAUACACAAAAUCAAUUACAACAUGAACGUGCUUCACUUGAUGAACUAAAAACGAAUAUUCGUUCGAAAGAACGCCAAUUUACAAAACUCAAACAACAACAUAAGGAUAUAAUUAAUCGUAAAAGUUUUAUACUUAAUGAAAAGUUUACAAUAAAUGAAAAAUUAUCGAAAUUUGAUAAAUUAAUGGAGAAUGAAGGAAAAUAUCAAAAGAAAUUAAAUAAUCAAUAUAAAAAAUAUUCGGAAGUUUUUUUUCUAUUAAAUAAUGAAUUAUUAUCAUUAAAAAAACGUGAAAAACAAUAUGAUUUAGAUAAUCAAACAUAUCGAAAUCAAAUUCAUAGUAUAAAAUAUCAAAUAAAUAAAUUUGAUCAACAAUUAUUAAAACAACAGGAAUUAAUAUAUCAUCAAGAUUUUUUAAAAAAAACAAUUGAUCAUCGUCUUAAUCGAAUAUUAAACGAGAAAAUGGACGAAAGAUCUUCUGAAUCAGAUUUAAAAAUUAAUGAAUUACAAAAUGAAUAUAAGAAGAAAAAAUCUCAAUAUGAUCAAUUACAAUCUCAAAUAAAACUUUUACAUGAAGAAAUAAGAUUGAUCAAACGUGAUUUUGAUCAAUUAAUCGAAGAAAAAAAUGAAUUAAAUGAAAAAUUUCUUCAAUUUGAUCUUUAUACAAAUUUAAGUGAUAAAAUGAUAACAAAACUAAAUAAUGAAAAAGAAGAUUAUCUUGUUGAAACAAAUCUUCUCAAUGUCGAAUUAAAACGAUUAAAAAAUCUUUUACAUAAUUCAAGUGAAAUCAAUUGUAGUUUAAAACAGCACAAAAUUGAGAUACAAAAAGCAAUUAAAGAACGUCGUAUGGAAGUACAAGCAAAUAGUCAAUUAUUUCGUUUACGACUCAAUGAUGAACGAACUAAAAAAGCGACUAUUUCAACUGAACUUGCUAUGCGUAUUACGAAAAUAACUAAAUUGAAAUAUCGAUAUGAAAGUUUUGCUAUAACAUUAAAUACAGAUAAAUCAGAUGAAGAUAAUAUUUUAGCACAAGCACAAUAUGUGAUUAAAUCUGCUCAAAUGAAAGAAGAUUUAUUAAAACAAGGUGAUCAAUUAGAAGCACUUGUUAUUAAAGCUGAGAAUGAAUUACGAGCACUUGAAAAUACAGUACAAAUUUUGAAAUGGAAUAAUAUGGAUGUUAAAAAAGCUUUUGAUAAACUAAAUAAAUCAAGUCCAGAAAUUUGUGAUAUGGAAAAACUUGAAGAACAUUUACGAGCUAUUACAGAACAAGUUAAAAUUCGUCGAAAAAUAUUAAAAGAUUUUACUGAAAAAAACAGUUCAACAUCUCAAUCUGACUUAACAUAUGAAGUAGAACAAAUAAAUCUAACUAAUACCAAUAAAUGUCAUAUUCAAAAUAAACUUGAAAAAGAAAUUGAACAAUAUCAUACUAAGAUUGUUCGUGCUGAUCAACUUAUUAAACGUUAUCAACAAAAUUUUGAAAAUAUUCAACAAGAUAUCCUUGAUAUUGAUGUUCGUCUACAACGUGAAACUAAUAAAAAGAUUGAACAACAACUUGUAUCUCUAUGUUUAACUAUAGGUGAUGAUAAUCUUAUCAAUACAUUUGAACAAUUAACAGCAGAUCAAGGUUUUAAACUUACAGUAAAACCAUUAUCAUCUCAGUUAAAACUUGAUAAAAAAUCUUCAUCAUCAUCACCAUUAUCGAAUACUAAUUUUACUCCAAAUCUUGUUAAUAUUUCUAUUGAUAGUAGUUCAAAAUCAUCAAACAAGAGUACAUGA